UCGUCUGUAUCCCACCCCUCUCUUUUGACCUUGAGCUCCUAGAAGCCAUCCCCAAAUCGGCCUACGCCCACGGUUCCACCUCCUCGUCCACGAGGUGAGGAAACCCUAGCGACCGACCAUGGCGUUGCUCCCGCGCACCGCGCGGCUGGCCCUCCUUUCCACCCCGCGGGCGUACUCCGCUGCCGCUGCUGCGGGCGCCUCCCCGACGUCCCCAGCGCCAUACGGGGGCGCCCCCCCACCGGCGAUGUCGAAGACGGCCGAGUUCGUGGUCUCUAAGGUGGACGACCUGAUGAACUGGGCGCGUAAGGGCUCGAUCUGGCCCAUGACCUUCGGGCUCGCCUGCUGCGCGGUGGAGAUGAUGCACGCCGGCGCGUCCCGCUACGACUUCGACCGGUUCGGCGUCAUCUUCCGUCCGUCGCCGCGCCAGUCCGAUUGCAUGAUCGUCGCCGGCACGCUCACCAACAAGAUGGCUCCGGCCCUCCGCAAGGUUUAUGACCAAAUGCCUGAGCCUAGGUGGGUUAUUUCAAUGGGCAGCUGUGCCAACGGUGGUGGAUACUACCAUUACUCCUACUCUGUUGUACGUGGAUGUGACCGUAUAGUCCCUGUGGACAUCUACGUCCCUGGGUGCCCACCAACUGCUGAGGCACUGCUGUACGGCGUUCUUCAGCUCCAAAAGAAGAUCAACAGGCGUAAGGAUUUCCUUCACUGGUGGACCAAGUGAAGCAUGCUCCUGCUAUUUCUCGGUCGCUAUGUUUUCUUUGCAUUUGACCUGCUUGUCACAUCUGAAAUAAGGACACACUUUGCUCGGAUUUGCAAGUUCUCUUUUUUUUUUCUUGGUGUGUCUGGAAGGAUGUAUGUCCAGGUUGUUUGAUGAACGUAUAACUCGUGUACCAGCAGACUUGCUGUGAAUCUAUAUUUUUCGAGCUUCCAGUCUUCCACUGUAAUACAGCAAAUACACCAUCUCCUUGUCUACUAAGAUACAGGCUUACACGUCUUGUCUUU
Molecule: messenger RNA, 1002 nt
Organism: Zea mays
Lineage: Eukaryota; Viridiplantae; Streptophyta; Magnoliopsida; Poales; Poaceae
Product: NADH dehydrogenase 2
Exons: 2
Coding region: 119-721 (200 amino acids)
Biological process (GO): mitochondrial respiratory chain complex I assembly; electron transport coupled proton transport; aerobic respiration
Cellular component (GO): respiratory chain complex I
Molecular function (GO): quinone binding; 4 iron, 4 sulfur cluster binding; NADH dehydrogenase (ubiquinone) activity
Source: RefSeq, marked validated